Molecule: messenger RNA, 876 nt
Organism: Penicillium manginii
Lineage: Eukaryota; Fungi; Ascomycota; Eurotiomycetes; Eurotiales; Aspergillaceae
Product: Oxoglutarate/iron-dependent dioxygenase
Exons: 2
Coding region: 1-876 (291 amino acids)
Source: RefSeq, a predicted model, not a curated record
AUGUCGUCCAACUUCCAGUCCAUUCCAAUUAUUGACCUCUCCCUCGCCAACUCACCCGCGACUCGUUCGGGACUCCUGCAGCAGCUCCACCAGGCCCUCAUCGAAGUGGGGUUCUUGUAUGUCUCAAAUCACGAGGUUCCACAAAAUGUCGUAUCCGAUCUGAAAGAAGUCCUUCCUCGGCUUUUCAAUCUGGACCUGGAGCACAAGGAGAAGGUAGCUCUAUACAACUCCCCCCCAUUUCUUGGGCUACAGCCGAAUCGGCUCAGAAACAACCGCCGGACCGAGGCUCUCGGUAUCCCACCCGACCUGCUAUUUUCAUUGUUAUCAGAUCAACAUCGCCUCAAGCUUGUGCACUACCCGCCCUCUGAUCCUUCUACCGAUUCCAUCGGUCAAGGCGUCGGUCCUCACAAAGAUUCAUCCGGCUGGUGGACAUUUCUACUACAGGCAUCCCCUCCAAAUGUCCAAGGCUUGCAGGCUCUCAACAAAAAUGGCGACUGGAUUGACAUUCCAGUCAUUCAAGAUACCUUCGUUGUGAAUAUCGGGCAAGCUUUUGAAGUGGUUACUCAUGGCGUUUGCAAAGCAACAACUCAUAGAGUCCUCUCUGAGCCACUCGAGAGGUUCAGUGUACCUUUUUUCCAGGGCGUUCGAGGCAAUCUCACAAAAUCAGAAGCUCUGGACAUGUUGAAAGGCUACCUUUCCGCUGAACUAUCAUCUGCAGAAACGGAUAUUGGAGCAAACAUCGACUCGGCUUUCCUCCGAGGCAAAUACGAUACAUGGGGCGAGUCUCAGCUAAGAACUAAAAUCCGCAGCCACCGCAAUGUCGGCCAGAGAUUUUACGGCGACGUGUUUGAAAAGUAUACCGAAGACGAUAGCUGA